CUUGUAGGUGGCUUUUCCACAGUACUCCUUGUGCGUACUCAUGGUGGAGUCCGGUGUGCAUUGAAAAGAAUGUAUGUUAAUAAUGUACCUGACCUCAAUAUCUGCAAAAGGGAAAUAACAAUAAUGAAAGAACUAUCUGGGCACAAGAACAUUGUAGGGUAUUUGGAUUGUGCUGUUAACUCUGUUAGUGAUAACGUGUGGGAGGUGCUCAUCUUAAUGGAAUACUGCCGUGCGGGGCAAAUAGUGAAUCAGAUGAACCAGAGAUUACAGACAGGCUUUACUGAAUCUGAAGUGCUAAGAAUUUUUUGUGAUGCCUGUGAAGCUGUUGCUAGGCUGCAUCAAUGCAAAACUCCCAUUGUUCAUAGAGAUUUGAAGGUGGAAAACCUUUUAUUGAAUGACAGUGGGAACUAUGUCCUUUGUGACUUCGGCAGUGCCACUAAUAAAUUCCUUAAUCCUCAGAAAGAUGGAGUCAGUGCAGUUGAAGAAGAAAUUAAAAAGUAUACCACAUUGUCAUAUAGAGCUCCUGAAAUGAUCAAUCUUUAUGGAGGGAAACCAAUUACAACCAAGGCAGAUAUCUGGGCACUUGGCUGCUUGCUGUAUAAACUUUGUUUUUUCACACUUCCCUUUGGUGAGAGUCAGGUCGCUAUUUGUGAUGGAAGCUUUACCAUCCCAGACAAUUCGCGUUAUUCUCACAGUAUGCAUUGCUUGAUAAGAUAUAUGCUUGAACCAGAUCAAGAGCGAAGACCGGAUGUCUUUCAAGUAUCUUAUUUUGCCUUUAAACUCGCCAAAAAGGACUGUCCAAUAUUAAACAUGAAUAAUUCUCCUCUCCCUUCAACUCUUCCUGAGCCCUUGACAGCUAGUGAGGCUGCUGCUAAGAAAAGCCAAAUAAAAGCUAGAAUAACAGAUGCCAUUGGACCAACAGAAACCUCAAUAGCACCACGUCAGAGACCAAAGGCCAAUACAAGCACUGCCACUUCCAGUGUACUUACUAUUCAGAGCUCAGCCACACCAGUAAAAGUGCCAGUUCCUGGUGAUUUUAACAAUGAACAUAAAGGAGCCUCAAAGGCUGGAAAUGGUCAAGAGAAUGUAUUAUCACCAGGAACCCCACAGCAGAACAGAGUAUUGCAGCAACUACAGCAAGGGGACUGGAGGCUACAGCAGUUGCAUCAUUUACAUCAGCAACAGCAACAGCAACAAUUGCUCCAUGAUUCAUACAUGCAGCAGUAUCAGCAUGCCGUGCAACAGCAGCUUUUGAUACGCUCUGUGUACCAGCAGCAACCACCCCCCUCUCCGUAUCCUGCUAUGAUGCAGCAGUACCAACAAGCUCUUCUGCAGCAACAGGUCCUUGGGAAUCAGUUGCCACCACCGAAACGUUCUCCUGAAUUUCUUGCCUCUCCUCAGGAGUUUUCACCAGCCUUAAUCUCUCAUUCUAAAUCCUUUCCAGCUCAUGUUGGUGCAGCUCUGGAUGCUCCUUAUUCCACAAACAGAUCAUCUUCCUCUGACACAGAGUCUGUUUCCAGCUAUCCAAAACAAAACAUCAGCAAUCCCCCUGAUAUGUCUGGGUGGAACCCAUUCGGAGAAGACAAUUUCUCCAACCUAACAGAGGAGGAGCUGUUGGACAGGGAGUUUGACCUUCUGAGAUCAAAUAGGCUCGUGGAGAGGAGAACUUCCUUAGAUAAACAGGUGGAGUCACAUUCUGCUCCACUGACCCAUCCUCCAGAAGAUCUCUUUGGUUCUGUACCUUUCAUUUCUCGUGCAGGCUCCCCAGGAAAUGAAAUUAAUAACACAGCCAGCAAUCUAGAAAACACGUUAGAGAGUCUUUCUAAGUAUGAAAGGUCAAGCCAGGUUGUUAAGGACCAGGAUGCUGGAAAGAAGGUCACAGAAGCACAUAUUAAAAAAGGAAAUGAUGAAUCGGAGAGUGAUUUUGAAUCAGAUCCCCCUUCUCCAAAGAGUAGUGAGGAAGAAGAAGAACAAGAGGAUGAAGAAGUCUUGCAGGGUGAGUCUGGAGACUUUAUUGAUGACAAUGAUACAGAACCAGAAAACUUAGGCCAGCACCCCCUUCUCAUGGAUUCUGAAGAAGAUGUAGAAGAUGAUGAUAAACAAAGUUCUGACUCUGAUUCUAGUCAUUUUAGGCCUGUAGAAGAGGUACCUUGCAAUAGAUACAGAGAAGGGACUGGCUGUAUAGAAGGUAGAGAGACUGUGGUACCAUGUCCUUCAUUGACUGAGUUCCCAGGUGCAGGUUCCAAUUUGAGCCCCAAACAAGAAUUUGAUGUCUUUGGAGCAGUUCCAUUCUUUGUUUUGCAGCCUCAAGAACAAAAAGAUACUUCUCCCCAGGUUACCCAUUCUGAGCAAGAUCAGGAUGACUUUGAUGUCUUUACCAAAGCCCCAUUCAGCAGAAGAAUAUCUCAACCAGAUGAUUUGAUUUCAGGUUCUGAAACUCAAACUUCUCCCCUAUCCCCCAAAAGCGUGGACGUUUUUGGCUGUAUCCCAUUCCAGCCUGUUUCCACCCAAAGGCAUAAUGAAAGUAAAGAGGAUCUGUUUGGACUCAUCCCAUUUGAGGAGAUAGCAGGGAACCAGCAGCAGCAAAAAGUGAAACAGCAGCAACGGAAUCUGCAGAAACUCUCUUCCCGUCAGAGGCGCAUGAAGCAGGAAGGGUCCAAGAGCAAUGGCAAGCGCCAUCACGGAACACCCACAAACACAAAGAAGACUUUGAAGCCUAGUUACCGUACACCCGAGAGAGCCCGGAGGCAUAAAAAAGCUGGCCGACGAGACUCCCAAAGCAGCAAUGAGUUUCUGACAAUUUCUGAUUCUAAGGAAAACAUAAGUAUUGCCCUGACAGAUAGCAAGGACAGAGUCAAUCCUCUGCAGGCCGAUGAUAGUCUCCUGGACCCCUUUGGAGCCAAGCCUUUCCAUCCCGCAGAAUUGCUGCGUCUCCCCCAGCACCAAGGACUGGGUGAUAAUCGUGGGGAUCAUAACACAGCGGUGCCUGGUAGACCUAGACAGAGUUCAUUCCUUGGCAGCAUUCAUGCUAGCGAUGGUGUAAAAUUAACAGAUGAUUUCGGAGCAGUUCCUUUCACCGAACUUGUGCCAAGUGUGAUGUCUUCACAGAGCCAGCAGCAACAGGCAGUAGAGUUAGAUCCAUUUGGAGCGGCUCCAUUUCCUUCCAAACAGUAGACUCUUUUAGGAACAUCUGGAUUUUUUUAAAACUUGGAUUUAAUAUACCACUGUAAUCCAUUUACUUAGGUUGAGAGGAAAAUGUUUUGUUUUUUAAAGUACAACAUGCUUAUUCUCUGCUGUGACUUGAUGAGAUUUUAAAAUCUGCAGUGUUAAAGAUGCAAGAUUGAGAUGAUGAAAUGGCUGAAAGGUUUGAAUUGAGAGAAGGUUUCCAAAAGUUAGAUCAGAAGCUAGUUAUCGCUGAGGAUAUUGGCUAUGACUAUAUUGCUCAGAAUUGUAUCCUUUGUAGAGUGCAAUCACACUUGAACACAGAGAUGGAAGGAUAUGACUGGGUAUACCAUAACUGAUUAAUGAAAUAGGAUCUAUCAGUCAAAAAUCAAGAAGAUGUCUGAAAAAGCCAGGUUUAUCUAGAACUGCUUCAUUUUAUUUGUUCUAAAGGUUUUUUUUUAAACUCUCCUCUUAAAUCUCUGAAAAUCAGAGUUUGCUGUCUUGAUACUGGUUCCUAAACUAUAUGAAGAAACUCAAAUCUUUCUAUAUGUGUCUGCCUGAACUGUGCAUUUUCACAGUAAGUGCCAUUAAUAUAAAACAGGGAUAGUUAUAAUUCUUAGGAUUUCAAGAACUUAGUGGGGAUGUUGGAAGCGGGAAUGGAAUGAGGAAGCAGCAGCACUAACAGUUAGCUUCUGCAGCACUUUGAGGAUUGCCAUUUCAGAAGAGAUCUUGGUGUACUUGCAUACCAUACCAACACAUAUCAUUUUUGAGAAGAUGGGGGAAAACAGCCAGAAAAUUGUAGCAAAUUCUAACCUAUAAAGAGUUUAAUCAGAGUUUCCACCCCAUGUCUGCUCAAGUUUACUGGGGUUUUGUAUUUCAUAUAAACUGUAUAUACCCUAAAAGGUUUUUAAUCCUCUAAAGUGGUUCUCACCUAAUUUUUGAAUGCUUUCUGUAUUAACGUGAUUGUACUUUUCUAAGACUUUGUACAAAAUACACCGAGCGGUUUCCAACAAAAGGAGGUUUAGAAUUGAAGGCUUAAAAAUGAUGCUGAUUUGAGUCUCUUACCAUUACUGCAUAGUAAAACCAGCAAUGCCUUACAGCCAGGACCACGUCCUGAUAAAUUUACCUCUGAGCCAAUUGGUGCCCUUGAGACACGGAUUGUAAAAUUUGGAGAACUUAGGUGAGUACACGGUACAUUUUUGAACUUUCAGUCUGGGCAAAGGUAUUCCUAAUGUCUUCAUUGGCUGUUGAUCAUUUUAGAUCAGGUAUGUUUGUCCAAAAUAGCAAUUUGAUGUCCUGUAGGAGCAUUGGUUCCUAUACUUUCAGUUAAAUGGUUUUGUGAAAAUGGGUGUCUGUGAAAAGGACAUAGUAAACAAUUUUGUCACAAAGAAUGGCCAGGAUCCAGAGAACAUGGCAGUGUGUUUUUGGUGUACACGUGUGUGUGUGAAUGAGAAAUACUAAAUGUACAGCAGAAACUGAUGCUUGCUCCCAUGACAUAUACAGCAAACCAUUCUUAAAAGUGAGAAGUUUCAGAAGACGUUUCUGUCAUUAAGCGAAUAUAGGCUUGACAUCUCUGGAUCCUUGCAUACACAUUCACAUUUAUGUUAAUUUGAACUGUAGAAGCUACAUAACCUUAAUUAUGGAUGUGCCCAGGUACCAUUUACAUAGUUUGAAUAUCAUCUUGAAAAAAAAUGAGAAUUCCAAUGGGGGGGGGCAUUGAAUGAAUUUCCCUAAAAAAUAUCAAGUGUUGGUUUUUGCCAUCCAGCUGCUGUAUUAAGACAGAAGAAGAAAAUAGAAUAACUUUUGGAUAAUUUGCCAACAUAGUAAAUUUGAAAAGAUAAAGGACCAACACCCUUAAAACAUACUUCAAAGCUGGUUUUUGAAAAAAAAAAGUUUAUGUGGUGUUUUUAGUCAUUCUUAAAAGAUAUAAUUUCAAGUGAUUGUUAAAUGUGCUUCUAGAUGUGCAGUCCAUCUCUUAGUGGGAUAUGAAACCCAAAGCCUAAAACAUUUAGAUGUCUAUCUCGUUACCCUAAAUAUUUUGUAAAGUUCUGUGCAUGUGCCUCAGAAUGCCUGCUCCUUUAUUCUUAUGCCAAAGCCUCAGACAUAAUACAAGUGUUGUAGAAUAACUUUUUCCAAAGGCCACUUCAACCAUGUCAGAUUUCCUAGCGAGAAGGGUAUUAAGCUAUCCAAAAUGAAUGAAGUCAUUAAGGGUCUGCUAAUUAAAUGUACUGUAUUUGGCUUUCAUAUUGGAAGACUUUCUAUGUAGGAAACAUCUCAGUGUGGGUUGGAGUCCCAGAGUGAAUGGAGAGCUGAUUUUAAUUAUGGUCUCCAUGUGAUAACCUCUUUUUAUUUGAAAAGAUGUACCUGCUUCAGGUGGUACAGAAGGAAUGCAGUAGUUUUGAUUCCUCACCCCAAAGUUAUCAUGCUGCCACUUACUAAAAUUAAUGGGACAAAAAGUAAAUCACAGCCAAUAUACCUAAUUAGUUUGAUAAUGUAUUUUCUGCCUCAUCUGUCGGAUUACAUCUGACAAUUGAUUUUUUUAUAUCUCAAUCAAAACCCUUUUCAUCAGAAAAUCCUGAUGAAAUCAGAUUGCUGUAAGUUGUUUCCAGUAAGCAGUUACGUAGAUGAUGAUAUGUCCUGAGAAACAACAUUUAGAAUAAUCAGGUCACUCCAUUUUCUGCCUUCAGGAUCCUAAAUUGUGGCUUCCAUUUGCCAGAAGGAUAUCCUUUGUACCUAGUUACUGAUUGAUAGUUUUAUUCUGUACAUCUGUAUGGACAUGUGAACUUACACUGUAUGGGUGUAUGAAUUACUGUACUUAAUAACCAAAAGUGGCAUCAAUCUAUUUAGUGUUGGGAAGGGCUGAAAUAGCACAACUUCAUGAUUUGCAUGUUUUUUUUAUUUCUCAGAUUUUUUUUUUAAUCUGUUCAAUUGUGUUCCAUUCUCGGAGACUGCCU
This is a messenger RNA of Python bivittatus (Burmese python), 6116 nucleotides long. The record is from RefSeq and is a predicted model, not a curated record. NCBI's taxonomy places the organism in Eukaryota, Metazoa, Chordata, Lepidosauria, Squamata, Pythonidae.